Thalassophryne amazonica is the source of this 2014-nucleotide messenger RNA. RefSeq names its product calcium/calmodulin-dependent 3',5'-cyclic nucleotide phosphodiesterase 1B-like. The transcript has 14 exons. The record is from RefSeq and is a predicted model, not a curated record. Bases 150 to 1709 code for a protein of 519 amino acids. Gene Ontology annotation, molecular function: 3',5'-cyclic-nucleotide phosphodiesterase activity. Gene Ontology annotation, biological process: signal transduction. NCBI's taxonomy places the organism in Eukaryota, Metazoa, Chordata, Actinopteri, Batrachoidiformes, Batrachoididae.
AAACACAAGUCUGUCUCAGGACACACAAGUUUGCCUUGCUGCCUGGCAGAACUUUUCUACUCACUACAUCCAUGAAAUAAUCGCUUUUUUAAAAACUUUUAUUUUGUAAUUGAACUCUGGGGUCCAUUAGAACACAUCCUUAUUGUGGAAUGGCUGAUCUGGUGCGAAUUCGCAGGAAAAGGUUGCAGAUACCCAUCUCUAGGCUGAGGAGCAUGCUGAAGCAGCUGGAUGAGAAACAUGUCGACUUUGAAGAAAUUAAAAAGAAUCUGGAUGUCACAACAUCAUUACUAGAGGCUGUAUACCUCGAUGGAACAAGACAGUGUUUGGAGUCUGAAGAUGACCUUCAGCAACUACAGUCAGAUGGUGUGCCUUCAGAGGUAACCGACUGGCUGGCGUCCACCUUCACUCAGAGGACACGACGUCCCGCCCGACGUUCCGAUGAGAAGCCUAAGUUUCGCAGCAUUGUCCAUGCAGUGCAGGCUGGAAUAUUUGUGGAGAGGAUGUUCAAGAGGGCCUACACUGCAGCCAUGCCAGACCAGCCUGCAGCGGUUGUAAACUGCCUCAGGGAUGUUGACCGCUGGAGUUUUGAUGUGUUUGCCCUGAACUCAGCCAGCUCUGAUCAUGCAUUACAGACUGUGUUUCUGGAGCUGAUCACCCGAUAUGAACUCAACAGCCAUUUCAAGAUCCCCAUCUCGUGCCUGACAGAGUUCCUGUGUGCACUGGAGAGAGGAUACUGCAAAUACAACAACCCGUACCACAGCCACGUUCAUGCUGCUGAUGUCACUCAGACGUUGCACUGCCUGUUGCUGCGAUCUGGAUUGGUGCACUGGCUGUCAGAACUUGAAGUGAUGGCUUCACUAUUUGCAGCAGCCAUUCAUGACUAUGAACACACAGGAACCACAAACAACUUCCACAUCCACACAAAGUCAGAGUUUGCAAUGAUCUAUAAUGACCGGUCAGUACAGGAAAGCCAUCACCUGAGCGCAGCGUUCCUCCUACUGCAAGAUGAUCAAAAGAAUAUCUUCAUGAAUCUGACCAGAGAAGAAUGGAUGGAACUGCGGUCCUUGGUUAUAGAAAUGGUUCUGUCAACAGACAUGUCCUGCCACCUUGUCCAAGUAAAAGCGAUGAAGUCCUGUCUACAACAACAAGAACGGAUUGACAAACCCAAAGCACUUUCACUGUUACUGCACACGGCUGACAUCAGCCAUCCAUCCAAACCCUGGACGCUGCACUCUCGCUGGACCAAAGCCCUGAUGGAAGAGUUUUUCCGACAGGGUGAUAGAGAGGCAGAGCUCGGCCUGCCCUUCUCUCCUCUGUGCGAUAGAAAAACCACCCUGGUAGCUGAGUCCCAAAUUGGCUUCAUAGAUUUCAUUGUGUAUCCUACAUUCUCUCUGCUGACGGACAUGGCUGAAAAGAUCGUUAUUCCUCUGGUGGAGGAGAACCCAGGACCACUCGAUCCCUGCAACAGGCACAGUAAUCUUUGGAAAGAGAGUUCCAGAGGUUUACAGUGGAGUCUGGCCCACAUCACAGCUGAGCUGGUGAGCUUCCGCUCGACUUGGACACGGCACACUGAAGACAACAAGCUCAAAUGGAAGGAAAGUGGCUCCAAUGGAUUUUCAGAUCCCAGUGUGGCCAAAGAGCAGCCAUUCAGACAAGAGGACCUGUCAGAAAAAAUCCUGCAAAACCCAAAUAAUGACACAAAACCAUAGUGAACAUUGAUUGUAAUUUUUUUUAAAAGCAGAGGUGUAACUGAGGUUAACGUUAAGUCACUGUAAGAAAACCGUGAUGCCUUCUUUUAUUGACAAACAGGAAAAUGAAAUUCAUGUUCCCAAGGAAACAAGAGUAUGUCUUAUUUUAAUUAUGAUGUAUGAUAAUUUAAAUGCACAUUUAACAUGCUGGCCAUGUUAUGCAGUACAAUCCAUGUCAUUAUUUAAUAAGACACUGAAACACUUGUAAGGGGUAUUUUACCUUUUAUAACUCCACAUUUAACUGUCCAUUAAAUCUGGAAAAUGUU